AUGUCGCCUUCCAAACCCGUACUCAUUAUCGGCUCUGGCCUUUCAGGUCUUGCACUCGGUCAAUCUCUCAAACGUCUCGGUAUCCCUUUUCAUAUCUUUGAGCGCGACGCUGCAGAUGAUCAGCGCGCUCAGGGCUACCGUAUCCGGAUCAACCAAAUCGGCCUUGACGCUCUUCGUACAUGUGUGCCAGAGGACAUCUUUAAACGAUUUGAGGAAACCACUGGAGAGAACUGCAAACCGAGUGGUAGCCGUCGGGAUCCCAAGACAUGGGCAGCUCUGCCAGGACGAAUGGGCCCUCCACCGCCUGCUCAGACUCCAGGCGUUGAAGGGAAGCCUCAGCCUAAAAACACGGGCAUGGGUUUCUCUCUGCCUGCCGACCGAAGAGUAAUGCGCUCAGUCCUUUUGUCUGGACUCGAAGAUUCUGUGACGUAUGGCAAAUCUUUUGCGGAUUACACCAUUACCGACACGGGUGUCAUUGUUCAUUUCACUGAUGGGACGACCUCCGGUGAAGGUUCUCUCCUUGUGGCUGCGGAUGGUCUGCACUCUAAAGUGGCUCGCAAGCUUGCAGGAGAGAGGUUGCUGCCCAAGCCAACUGGGUCUUGGAUGAUAUUUGGGAAAACGAUUCUCACUCCUGAAUUGGUCCAAUCCGUCAAGUCAGAUUUGACGACAAACAUGUCUAUCAUGGUAGAAAAGGACGACCAGGGGAGGUCAUUGAACUUUUUCUCGGAGCCGAUGCGAUUCAGUCAUUCGGGAGCACCUAGCGAUUACCUGUAUUGGGUUCUGCUCACAACCGAGGACAGGCUGGGUAUGACGGGGGCGCAGCUCUCCAAGCUCAGCUCGAAAGAAGCCGCGGACUUGUCUCGUCGACUCGCCGAGUCGUGGCUUCCGGAUACCAGGCCCGUCCUGGACCAGCAGGAAUCCGCAGAAACUGCAGUCUUGAGAAUGAACACAUCGGCCAUCGACGGCGUGCCGACCUGGCCCACGUCGGAACGGGUCACGCUCAUUGGUGACGCCGUGCACUGCAUGCCUCCGACUGGAGGCUCCGGCGCCAACACGGCUCUCAGGGACGUAGCGACAUUGAGUAAGAAGCUGGAAGAGCAUGUGGAUGGGGAUGGAUGGAGCAAGAAGGUGAUCCAGGCCUAUGAAGAGGAAAUGCGUCCGUAUGCUAGCGAUAUUGUGGCGCUUAGCUAUGAGGCUGCUAUCGUUCGCUUCGGUGCGAGCCCGAUCAUCUCUGAAUGA
Clonostachys solani is the source of this 1239-nucleotide messenger RNA. NCBI's taxonomy places the organism in Eukaryota, Fungi, Ascomycota, Sordariomycetes, Hypocreales, Bionectriaceae. The record is from the annotation of a GenBank genome assembly.